AUGCCAAAUUUUGAAAAGGGGAUUGAAGUGAGCAACUGCAACAUCCUUUCGGAAACUUCCACCCCCGAAUUUCACCUUUGCACGGGUCGUGGUGACGGCUGUAGCUUUGAAUCUGAACAGCAUCACGCCGCGAAUUCAACUUCUAAAGAAUUGCGACAUUACGACAUGAGCAGCCCCCAAGAAAGUUACGAGGGAGGCCAAGACGACGUAGAAGAAAUGGGCGAAGAUCAUGAGAACGAAGAGCAAUUGUGCUUGGACGAACGUUCAGAAGAGCACGAUGAUGAUGACGAUGAUGAACUUGAUGAUUCAGCUUCUCCCGAUGGAGACUUAGUAAUUGAGGAGACACCAACGCUAGAAGAAGGUUAUGAUGAAGAUGAAGAUGAUGAUGAUGAUGACCAUGAUGACACCCACAGUGAUCCAGUGGAAAAUGCCUCCGAAGUAAAAACAGAGCUGGAGGAGGAAGAAGAAACCCGUAAAAUAGACAACAACAACAGCACUAAUAGUGGUGUUGCUGAAUACCCGGGCACCGUCGUGAACGAAGAGGGUAUUGCAUAUAUCGCUGAACAAGAGGGUGGAACGACUCAUGAUGCGCCACACAUCAUGAGCGCCGAAAAUGGCCAGUAUCCUUACAGCUUUCGAGAAUUUCGAGGUCAUCAAGAAGAAUAUGGCGACGACGACGAUGGUGGCGAGGCGAUUGACUAUUCAAAUUCUGGAAUUACUAGAUCCACCGCUGCUGCUAUUGUGACGACGAAGGCGACGCCGACAAAACAUGUUCAUUACGAUGGCUUUCGUAGUCCAGGUAGAGACAGUCAACCCUCAUCUGCUACGGAUUCGGGGGAUGAAGACUGUGAAGAUGACUAUGAGGAGGAGUUGGAAACUAUUGCACGCAACUACCAAGCAGAACAAAUGGCUUUGGCGAGAAGUCGGACGGCAGGAAUAGCACGAAUUAACCAUGCGGGGGACGAUGACGACGAUGACGACGAGGAGGAAGAUGAGGAAGAGGAGGAGGGAGGACAACCCCCUCCAUUAUAUUUGUGCGAAGGGGGGAAAUCAAACCACAGCAGCAACAGCGACGGACCAAAUAUGAAUAAAGGUGACAAAAAGGUGAAAGCGGGGGAUGAAAACGAAGAGACAGCUUCAACAGAGGAGACGGACACGGAAGAAUGUGAGAAGCCGAAAUCCUCAAAUAUGGAGAUUGCCACUGGGGAAGGAGGAUACCAGCAGCAACAAUCACGACUUUUUCACGGCUCCUCUUCUGCAGCUGGAUGUCACUUCCCUGAGGAUCGCGUGGCAUACAUUAUGGAUCCUGCAGACGGUGGUCCGAAGCUUAUCAGGUUCCAUGAGUCGUACCCAGACUAUGAGGAUAAGCUCCCCGACUCGUACCACCAUCAGGCAGGGGGCGAGAGGGGAGAUUUAGAAUAUCAACACCAGUUCCAGGGUCACCCAAUAAUAUUCGGUGGUCACACGAGCAACUAUGUUAACCAAGCAGGUGGCUAUUGGUGUUUAGAAGAAGGGUCCAACUCCACCCUCCACAUUGAGCGAGAAGAGGUCGUAGUUUCCGAACCACGUCGGGCUCUACUCCAAGGAGAAAGCAGUGAAAGCGAAAACUCCAACGGCGUCCAGGCCCCGUUUCUGGGAGCAGCAACUGCCCAUAAAGGUGAAGAUGGUGACAUUAACGGCAAUUUUUAUCCCCACAACGGUCUACUGAGGGAAACGACUCUCAUUCCCCCAAGGAUAAAAAAAGAGUCCAUUGUCACCACGAUUAUCGGCGAGAGGGAGAAAGGCAACCUCGCCACGCUUUCUCAAUACCUUGACGACGAGGAGAACAACGCAUCUGGAUUGGACAGCGAGGAAGGCAACGUUCCUCUUCCCUUGACCAGUCCCUCAUCUUCCUCCCCCAAUUCUCCAACCAAGCUGACCAUCAGCAGUAGCAGCAGUGCCCCUUUGCUCUCUGCAUCUGCAGUCGUGCAGCAAACGACGGCUGGAGAGUUUGGACUCAACUCUCCCCCAGCCGCUGGGCUUUUCCAAGAAGGGUACAUUGACCCAGUUCCAAGUGCUCCACCAGAUCCGUACUUUGACAACAUGAACAUGAAUAUGCCCAUUUCUUGCUUCAAGUCUUACUUUCCCCUAAAAUCGGAGAAGAUCUUGGACCCUUCCCCAUAUCAUCAUGGUCCAACUGGCUCCCCACUAGAUUCCCAGUUUCAUCAACAUUCAUCCGACAAUUCACCACACCACCACCAUCACCACCACCAUCAGCACCAACAACUGAGUACUUGCCAGCAGCAGGAAGGGUUAGGUCAGCACACAUUGUCUCAUCAUCCAUUGUCCCAGCAUCCCGAUAUCUUCAAGUCGUACACACAUCUGAUCCCUGAACGGCUCCCGGUUUUUAAUAGUGAAGACAUGAAAGGAAAGUACAAUCAUCAUCCACACCACCACCCACCACACCACUCGCCACCCAACCAUUCAAGUUAUACCCAUCUUCAUGGACAUCUUCACUAUGGGGGACACUCUCUGAGUCGUCCUCCUCACUCGUCGUUUAGUCACCAUGGUCCAGACUUGCCCGGAGAUGAUGGAGAUGACGGAGAUGAUGCUAUGAACGAGGAUGACCGACAUCACGAGGGAGGUAGUGGUGAUCAUGAGAUUAGCCGAGGAGGAGGAGGAAGAGGAAAUCAGAUCGUAGGUAGUCACGACCACACGUCCGUCGACACGAGCUGUGAAAGCCCAGAAGAAGGUGUCGGAAUAACGAAAACCAUUGUGGCGUAUGGAAUGUCUCGCGCAUUGGUAACGUCAAUAAAAAAUAGUUCAUCAACGUCUGCAUCAGAUCCUGGGAACAACUUGGAGAAGGGAAGCGGUGGUCCCAUGGACAUUGUAUCAAUGGCAAUGUCCAGUUCUCACGCCAACUCUGAUUCUGAUGGGUCAACUCCUCCCCGAUCCAGCAGUGUAAGUCAGCAAGACUCCCCAUUUGCUUCCAUUCAUGGUGGUGGAAGUGGUGGCCACAAUAACUACAACGCCAAAGAUUCGAAGUCCAACUCGUCAAAUGCGCCAUCAGGUGCGAGUACCAAUUCACCAAAUUCCAACGGCGACAUGUCAGACCCAUCGGCAAAACCUCCGUAUUCCUACGUUGCCCUCAUAACCAUGGCGAUCAAAGACAGUCCCAACCAGAAAGCUACCCUCUCCGAAAUUUACAACUACAUUAGCAGAAAAUUCCCAUACUUUGAGAACGGCAAUAAAAAGGGCUGGCAAAACAGCAUUCGUCACAAUUUAAGUUUAAACGAGUGUUUCCUGAAGGUCCCACGUGCAGGGGGUGGAGAGCGAAAAGGAAACGAUUGGACUCUGGCUCCCGAUUGUGGCGAAAUGUUUGAAAAUGGAAACUAUCGUCGAAGGAAACGCAUGAAGCAGAGACAACUUUCCAGGUUUCCUCCGUAUUCCAAAAGCUUCCUGGCCGACCACUUCAACUCUCUCCAUGUCCCCAGCAAUUUCAUCGGAGCUCCGGGCUACCGAGGGUCUACGCCGUGGGGACUAUCUGGUAUGCAAGGGUCCCCUCAGUUUCCGUAUUCCUCGUCUGGGGGAGGAGUCACUAGGACGCCGAUUGGAAGUCAAGGGUUGGCGUACUCCCAUAUUGCUGGCCAGUUGCAGAGUCCCUUCAGCCCCAAUGUUCCCUCAUCUGUGAAUUCCUACAACCAGUUUGGAAGUGGAGGCAGCUAUGGUCCCCCACCAUGCAGUGCAUCCUCAAUGUACAACUACUGGACAUCAGCAGAAUCCAAGAAAAAUAUUUAGUAAACCUGACAACUUUCUCUCUCUUUUUCUCUUCCAGUCGUGGCCGAGAUUACUACAUAUUUUCUUCAUUAGAGUAUACUACCUACCUACCUACCUACCUACCUACCUACCUACACACAUGCAUACAUACUACCUCUCAGAAAGCUGGUUAAAGCACAAUUCCAAAGCACAGCAUUUUUUUAGAACUCUGAACAAUCAUGUUCUCAAUGUGCCCCAUUGCCAGAAGACUUCGCAUAGGAUGAUUUAGUGUCAAUUACCCACCCAUCAAUUUCCUAACUUAAUUCACACCUCCGUCAUGAAAUGCCAACAAUGCACGAAAACAUUUUUAUUUUGAGAUUGUAUGUCAAGUUUUUAAAUUAAUGUUUAUUUUUUAAGACUUUAUGUCAUAUUCUUUACUUCAGAUGAUUCCUUUGAGAAUUUAUGCCAAACUUAUUGAUUUUCACUUUGCGUUUUAAGGUAAGGCAAAGAAUUCGGAGUUCUGCGUAGUGGGGGCGGUUUCGGUGCAUUGUUGGGAUUUCAUGUGCGAAUUGAUGGCGGGGUAUAAUUGAUAGGUGUAAAAAUGCACAAUACCUAACACACAGCUUUCUCCAAUCGUGUCAUGCUUUCUUACAAUGUUGUUGGUUGAUUGGUUUGGUCAUAAUAGGAGUCGUCCUCAUCAACACUUAUUCAUCAAUCAAUCAAUCAAUCAAGGCAAGAAUUGAGGGCUGAGUUUACAUUGUGGAAAUUGAAGAAAGCAUUGUUUGUGAUUAAUUGUGUGACUGGCCACUGUUCGGACCAAUGAAAUUAGAGUAGGACAAUGCAGGAUAAUCACCCAGCAACCUCACCUCAGAGAAAAGGUUACUCACAUUUGACACCCUUUUCCUCCUCCCAACCUUGUUCGUUGUGACCUUUCGUCUACGGUUCUAAAUACGUACGCUGCUGCUGCUGCUGCCGUUAUUCAUCGACGUCUGUCAUCCAUCCCCAUACUCCCACUUUGUGCACGAAUAUAUAUAAAUAUGCUGAGAGGCUGUAAUAGUGAAUGUUAAAGUCCAAAUCUAAUCUGGGUCACCAAUAGUAUAAUUAAUUAAUGAUAAAUCAAGUAGGAAGUGUCACAAGUAUUGUUGCAUCUCUCUCUAAACUAUACGUUUCCUGUUCCAUCAUAAUAAUAAGAAUGUUAAACCAUGUCACGUGGAAUAGGACGGGAAUGUAAAGGUCAUUUCCUAUAUGCAUGUUGUUACGCAGGCAUGCCAAUGUACUUAAAAAAUCAUAAAAGCUACUUAUUACAUAUGUGGGAAUGGAGGAGGGUGGAAUGCAAUUUGGAACAAUUUUAUGCUUUUAUUUGUAUUUGUUGUAUGGUUCCUUCGUCCCCGGUGACAGAUUUUAUAUAGAUUUAGUAAGUCCUAGUUUACACAAGAUUAUCACUUUUGCUCAGAACGUUUCCAAACAGUUGAUUCAGGAAAAAUUACAAAAGUAAUUAAUGUGAAAAGGUAUACGUAAAAUGCAUUCGAACAAUCAAUUUAAAGACGUGAAGAAAAGGGUAUACUAUUUACAAAAUGUUUUAUUAUGAUUAUUUUGUGCAAUCAUCGUAACUUUAUGUAUAACUAAAUAAUAAGUAUGUUGUUAACUAAAUAAUUGGGGCAUUUAAUAUUGUGGUGGGCGUUGCACAAGAAUGAAUUUGUAUUUAUUUAUUUUCUUUGUGGUUAACAGAUUCAUUAUUUAUGCUUCUAUUUUUACCAAAUGGAAGUAAAAUUAUUUCAUAUUUUGAAUAUUUCAUUUAUUAGAUUAUAGUAAUCAUUACUUUUGGUAUUAAUUACGAAAUUACUUGUAUGUACAUACAGUGAUCUACUAUGUAGGUACGUGGCACUUAAAUAUAUUUAAUCAUUAUUUUGCAAUUACGAAAAUAUCUACCUAAAUUAUUAUAAAGUCAAGUUGUAACAAACUCGUGAAAUCAUUUAGGUUACAAAUAAAGCCUGUGCGUUGGGUUUUUUCUCGUUAUUUAGUAUUUGUAGCUGUAGUUUAAAUUAACCUAAAGAAUCUCUUAAUAUGAUACGUUGAAAUCUUUUGUAUUAUACCAUUUCCACUUAAAUUUUCGGCUACAGACUAUAAUUACUACAUUGUAAUGUGUUGAGUUGUUGGUGGAUUAGCGACAAAAAAUGUGGUUGAAAAUAAACGUGCUGAAUGUUCAAA
This is a messenger RNA of Folsomia candida, 5943 nucleotides long. RefSeq lists its product as uncharacterized. Gene Ontology annotation, molecular function: RNA polymerase II cis-regulatory region sequence-specific DNA binding; DNA-binding transcription factor activity, RNA polymerase II-specific. Lineage: Eukaryota; Metazoa; Arthropoda; Collembola; Entomobryomorpha; Isotomidae. The transcript has 8 exons. The record is from RefSeq and is a predicted model, not a curated record. The coding region runs from base 1 to 3777 and encodes 1258 amino acids. Gene Ontology annotation, biological process: anatomical structure morphogenesis; cell differentiation; regulation of transcription by RNA polymerase II.